This is a messenger RNA of Papilio polytes (common Mormon), 423 nucleotides long. Its product is annotated as vitelline membrane protein Vm26Ab-like. The transcript is spliced from 2 exons. The record is from RefSeq and is a predicted model, not a curated record. The coding region runs from base 61 to 291 and encodes 76 amino acids. NCBI's taxonomy places the organism in Eukaryota, Metazoa, Arthropoda, Insecta, Lepidoptera, Papilionidae.
CCUCAGCGGCACAAGCAUCUCAACUGUUGCUCCUUCACUUUCAACAAACAAAAACUAACAAUGUUCAAACUUUUCAUCUUCGCUUGCUUUCUCGCCCUGGCUGCGGCUAAGCCCGGCGUGUUGCCGGUGGCUUACACCGCGCCAGUAGCCGCAGCGUACACCGCGCCGGUAGCCGCGGCCUACACAGCACCGCUCGCCUACUCUGCCUACUCCGCAUACACCGCGCCUGUUGCUGCAUACUCUGCAUUCCCCUACGCAGCUCCUUAUUCUGCCUACUUCUUACGCCGUUAAUUUAUUAAAACAAAAUAACUUCUUUUGUACAUAAUUGUAUAUAGAAAAUUUCAACACCUUAUUUUGUCAAUGACAAUAUUUUUGUAAAUAAUACAUGUUUCCGUAAUAAAAUAUACCAAUUCCAAUGUAAAA